Messenger RNA from Scomber japonicus (chub mackerel), 596 nucleotides. RefSeq names its product NOP protein chaperone 1 (gene nopchap1). Gene Ontology annotation, biological process: box C/D snoRNP assembly. The transcript has 4 exons. The coding region runs from base 28 to 486 and encodes 152 amino acids. The record is from RefSeq and is a predicted model, not a curated record. NCBI's taxonomy places the organism in Eukaryota, Metazoa, Chordata, Actinopteri, Scombriformes, Scombridae. Gene Ontology annotation, molecular function: box C/D methylation guide snoRNP complex binding.
ACCGAUGCAAACAACAUCGUCUCACAAAUGGAGUUAAAUAUGAAGAAAACGAGCUCGCAGGAUUUGCUAACAUGUGGCAACGGAGGAGGUCUCAAUGAGAAGCUUCUCCUCAAGCCAAAGACCAGCAAAUCCCUGCAGACAGAGAGAGUCCCGAGAAGCAGCGUGUUGGAGCGGUUGCAGAGCUUCCUCCCACAGAUGGCCGAAGCCAACGAGAAGCUGAAGCAGCAGAUUGAGGAAUCCCCUGCUGGAUGCUUUGACAUAGAGAGCGUGGAGGAGGCAGAGAGAGUCAUAGAGAUGGACGUAGCUCUGGUGGAGCUCAGCGGAUCGGACAGCGACUCUGAAGGAAACGACGACUCAUCAGACUCGUCGGACGAUUCGGACUCAGAUGACGAGAGCAAGAUCACAGAGCAGAACUUGAAACUCCCUGGACACCAAAACAAGAAGAAGAAAGUCAACAUCCAAGUUCUGGGCCAGCAGGGGGAGUAGAUCAGUCAGCUGUGUAUCGGGUUUCUCUGCCUUCAUCCUCUGAGGAGACGAUGAAACCUCCUCUACCUCAGGAGUGAAGGGACAGUGGACAGUAAGCUCCUGUGUGGAGA